Molecule: messenger RNA, 1364 nt
Organism: Aspergillus nidulans FGSC A4
Lineage: Eukaryota; Fungi; Ascomycota; Eurotiomycetes; Eurotiales; Aspergillaceae
Product: NADH:flavin oxidoreductase/NADH oxidase
Exons: 2
Coding region: 16-1281 (421 amino acids)
Molecular function (GO): NADPH dehydrogenase activity; FMN binding; oxidoreductase activity
Source: RefSeq, a predicted model, not a curated record
UAGCUAUUCCUAGCCAUGACAUCAAAGCAAAUUCCCGACAUUGAAGUCAAGCCUGCUCCUGGCAUCUCCUACUUUACCCCAGCUCAAGAACCGCCGGCGGGACUUGCAGCCGAUCCGCAGUCUGAUGGAGCGCCAAUUCCCAAGCUGUUCCAGCCUCUCAAAGUGAGAGGUAUCACCUUGCACAACCGUAUUGGGCUGUCACCCCUAUGUCAAUAUUCGGCAGACGAUGGCCAUAUGACUGCGUGGCAUAUGGCCCAUCUGGGAGGAAUCGCCCAGCGCGGGCCGGGAUUCCUGAUGGUAGAGGCGACCGCGGUCGAGCCAGAAGGCCGUAUUACACCGCAAGACCUUGGUCUAUGGAAAGACUCGCAAAUAGAGCCUUUGAAGGGGGUCAUCGAGUUUGCGCACAGUCAAAAUCAAAUUAUUGGAGUCCAGAUAGCCCACGCAGGCCGGAAAGCCAGCACUGUUCCACCGUGGUUGUCUUCCGGUGACACUGCGACUGAGAAGGUGGGCGGCUGGCCAGAUCGGGUCAAGGGUCCAUCCAACGUACCGUUUACGUCGCGAUUCCCUGUACGUAAGCAAAUGACUAGGGAUGAUAUCGAGAAUCUGAAGACUGCUUGGGUAGCUGCAGUCAAGCGGGCUGUCCGCGCUGGGGCCGAUUUCAUCGAGAUACACAAUGCACAUGGUUACCUCCUCAUGUCUUUCUUGUCGCCUGCCGUCAAUACGAGAACUGACGAGUACGGCGGCAGCUUCGAGAAUCGCAUCCGUCUCAGCAUGGAGAUUGCGAAGCUCACCAGAGAAGCGGUGCCUGAUCACUUGCCGGUCUUCUUGCGGGUGUCGGCUACUGAUUGGCUGGAGGAGUCCCGCCCUGAUCUGCCAAGCUGGCGCUUAGAGGACACGGUCAAAUUUGCGAAAGCCCUGGCAGAGAGCGGCUACAUCGAUGUUCUUGAUGUUAGCAGCGGUGGGACCCAUGCAGACCAGCAUAUUCAUGCCAAGCCAGGAUUCCAAGCGCCCUUUGCCGCUGCAGUCAAGAAAGCAGUGGGAGAUAAGUUGCUCGUGGGCACUGUCGGAAUGAUCGACAGCGCUCACCUCGCGAACUCAUUGCUGGAGAAAGAGGGACUGGAUCUUACUUUGGUCGGCCGUGGCUUCCAGAAGAAUCCCGGGCUGGUUUGGGCGUUUGCCGAGGAGCUGGGUGUUGAAAUCGGAAUGGCAAACCAAAUUCGAUGGGGAUUUGCGUCUCGUGGUGGUGGACCGUAUCUGAGAAAGAGGUCAGGAAAGAUAUAAGGGAUCUUCGUCAACAUAUACAGUGAGAAAGCCCUAGUAGAGCUUAUAUAAAGAGUCCGUAGGAAUCGCAACGAUAAACGAAU